This is a messenger RNA of Eublepharis macularius, 2038 nucleotides long. It is a transcript of the gene F3, whose product is annotated as coagulation factor III, tissue factor. The coding region runs from base 398 to 1264 and encodes 288 amino acids. Gene Ontology annotation, biological process: blood coagulation. The transcript is spliced from 6 exons. Gene Ontology annotation, molecular function: protein binding. The record is from RefSeq and is a predicted model, not a curated record. Lineage: Eukaryota; Metazoa; Chordata; Lepidosauria; Squamata; Eublepharidae. Gene Ontology annotation, cellular component: membrane.
GACUCGUAAGCGUCUUCGGCUCUCCUCAGCCUCUUCCAUCCCUACGCAGCCGCUCGGGCGCCCUUUGUCCCUUGCGGCUUCUCCCUCCCCGCUUGCCUGUGGUAGAGGGAGGCAACCGCCGGCUCACCUGGCUCCCCAGCUCCGCACCGGAGGAGAGAAGGAGCGGCUCUGCGGAGCGGGCGUGGGAGUUGAAUCACUGCCACUGACUCAGCCCUCUCGCCGGCCCUUGUCUGCCUGCCUGCGGUGGACUUUCCUGGGGGCUGGCGCUAUAAAACUGACACAGCCUCGUUUCCUUCACAGAUCUCCCUCGCAAGUCUUGGCGCGCCUGUCUCCCGAGAGCGCCGCAGCGCCUUCUUCCCGCCUCAUCUCUGCUACGUCUUUCCCACCACGAAGCAGGAUGGCAUUGGCGGCGGCAGCCUUCGGGGGCCAAGUGCUGCUCCUGUGCGCGCUGCUUUUGCAUCUGCGACCCUGCUCAGGUAACUCCAAUAUACAGACAGCAGUUAAUAUUACUUGGUCAUCUAUCAAUUUUAAGACUAUACUAGAAUGGGAACCCAAGCCAUCCAAUUAUGUUUACACUGUUGAAAUAGAUGGACCUCGCUCAGAUUGGAUGAAAACGUGUGUUCAUACUACACAGACAGAAUGCGAUGUUACUUAUCUGCUGAAAAAUGUAAGAGAUACCUACACUGCCCGUAUACUGUCUGACGUGCCCCUAAGGGACAACGGUGAUUUUGAUCAAGUUCCUUAUGCAAUUUCUCCAGAUUUCAUACCUUAUGACCAAACUCUGAUUGGAAUGCCAACUAUUGAAAGUUUUGAACAAAAAAAGGACUUUUUGAAAGUGGUGGUGGAAGAUCCAUUAACACCCUAUAGAUUUCUAAAUUCCAGCUUUAAAAGCAUCAGGGACUUAUUCAGAGGUGACCUGGAAUACACAUUGUACUACUGGAAAGACAAAAGUACGGGAAGGAAAGAAGCAAAGACAAGAACCAAUGAAUUUAAAGUCAGCAUAGACAAAGGCAAGAGUUACUGCUUCUAUGUACAGGCUACUAUCUUGUCACGCACAGAAAACCGUAAAGGUGAAAAAAGCUUUGACAGAUGUACCCAUGGGGAUGUCCCAUCAGAUGAUUUUGAACUAGAAGCAAUCCUUGUAAUAGGAGCUGCUGCAGUUGGAGUCUUCAUAUUAUUUGUUAUUUCAUGUGUGGUUGCUUAUAAAUGCAAAAAGGCAAAAGCAGCUGCAAAAGAAAAAGAGAACGUGCCACUGAAUGCUUAAGGCAAAAAAAAAAGUGUGUGGUGGGGGGAGUCUUUGCUACUGCUGCAUAAUGUAAUAAGGAAACCUCCUAUUCUUUUGGGACCAUCGAUUCUUAAAUCAAAGGACAUACGCUGUUUCUGUGAAACAGUUUCGGUAUAGUUAACACUACAUUAAGAACCUGUUUUAUUCUGACAACGGCAACAAUGAGAACUGUUAAAAUACAUUAGCUGACAAAUACACUGAAAAUACUAUUGUUUCUUCUGCACUUUUGGAAAAUAUUUUGGUCAAAUGAUCUGGAUACAUCACUUGGUAUGGGUUUAACAGCCUCAAAGAUGUCUUACAAGGUAUGAUAGUGCAAGUCAGUGUUAAAGAUUGGAAUUCACCAGUUCCAGGUACCGAUAAUCAACUUCUAGGUUAGAGAUGCUCUACUUUCAAACUGACUUCUGGAAACUUUGUCAAGGUCAAUAACUUGCAUUAUUGGGAGCCACCUUGAAUUAACAGGUACAAGUCCUAUACAUAUUCAUUAUGUAUCACGAUUUAGCACUUUAAAUAUACACUGAUUGCUAACUGCUGGACAGAGACAGAUACAUAACUCUUAAGUGGCACAUGUCUGUAUAAUAAUUACAUAAUUGUUGUGACUAAGAUUUCUCAUGCUACUGUAAUCAAUGUUAAUAUAUUUAUGAUUUUUACAAAUAGGAGUUUAAUUUUAUAUUUUAUUUGUAUAUAUUGAUAGUAACUUAUUUCAUAUACUUUUUACAGAAAUAAAGGUGAAGGAGAGUAAUAGCUGAUUCUUAA